Molecule: messenger RNA, 816 nt
Organism: Soboliphyme baturini
Lineage: Eukaryota; Metazoa; Nematoda; Enoplea; Dioctophymatida; Soboliphymatidae
Source: the annotation of a GenBank genome assembly
AUGAUGGCGGUGGUCAGUGAAAAGGCAGAACUGCCGGUAAGUAAGGUGCACUCAUUUUAUAACAGAGCCGUCAAACUGGCAGAGGUGUUGAAAGACAAAAUGCAGCAGGCAAUUGUCUAUCGUGACUGGAAACUUUAUUUGGAGAAGCAGGAAACUCGGGACAUUUCUGAUCGCGAUCUGGUUUACCGACGAGCUGAGGAACUCUGCCCAUUUUUGGACGAAGGUGGCAGCAGUUCUUCGCCGGCACUCAUAGAUGACUCCCAUGAUGAAGAUCUGCCUAACGGAAUAGAAAUCACCUCUUCCAGCAGCUGUUCCUCUGAAGAAAGCAAUGAGGAAAUGGAGAAAAGCGAGGAAUGGAAAUGCGUCAAGGUACGAAGACAGGGCUAUACGGUGAAGAAAAAUCCGCUUGGCGAAUCUGAGCUACACGUGGCAGCCAUCAAUAACGACAUCAAGACGCAUCACCCUUUGGAUAUCACCGAUAAUGCUGGAUGGUCGCCGUUGCACGAGGCUUCAAACAAAGGAUUCACUGGUAUCGUCGAGAUGCUGCUCAAUGCCGGUGCAAACGUGAAUUUCAUCGGUUGUGACGGCGUAACGCCGUUGAUGGAUGCUGCAUCGAACGGCCACUUGGAUGUCAUGAAUCUCUUGUUGAAAGCUGGUGCGUCGACCUAUAUGCGUGAUAGUCAGCAUCUAAGGGCGUUCGACUACUUAGAGGAAUGGGAAAAGUCUAACAGUGACUGUCUCGAUGGCGAAAGCGCAGCCGUACUUCAGAACUUAAAAGAACAGCUGCAGCCCUCUUCACGCAACGGUUUGCAUUGA